Messenger RNA from Scaptodrosophila lebanonensis, 2559 nucleotides. It is a transcript of the gene Pka-R1, whose product is annotated as cAMP-dependent protein kinase type I regulatory subunit. Bases 529 to 1842 code for a protein of 437 amino acids. The record is from RefSeq and is a predicted model, not a curated record. The transcript is spliced from 5 exons. Gene Ontology annotation, biological process: regulation of protein phosphorylation. Gene Ontology annotation, molecular function: cAMP-dependent protein kinase regulator activity. Lineage: Eukaryota; Metazoa; Arthropoda; Insecta; Diptera; Drosophilidae. Gene Ontology annotation, cellular component: cAMP-dependent protein kinase complex.
GUAAGCAGCACGCCAUUUUGUGGUGGCAUGGUUAUAUGUUUAACGGUUUUAUGCUCUUCGCUUUACACUGUCACACUGGCUCUGAUUGUGACUCUCGCACCCACUCCCAAUCUCUCGCUCUCUAUGUCUCUCUCUCGCUCUCUCCCUCUUGCUCUCUCUGUUUAGCUUAUUUGAUGCGUUGGCUGCCGUGCUUGGUUUGGUGGCCUGCCUAGUCUGGUGUCCUGCCUUGCUAUUGUUGCCUAGCGUUUGCCUGUUGAAUGCUUUUGCUAAUUUCAGUUUAAUAAACAUCCUGGCGGCGUGCAGAAGCGCCAUAGAAGCGAUUCGGUUGUGUGGCUGCCGCUGCUGCUACUGCUCUCGUGGUUUCAAUUAGUCGCUCAUUCAUUUGUAUUUUGUGUUGCAUUUCCGCUUCAACGCAAAAAUAACAAACAAGCAUACAACGACUUACCAUACCAUAGCUACUAUACCAUACUAAUAUAUAUACACAUACUUACAUAUACAUACAAGUGUGUAUGCGCGUGUGGGUGUACCAUGGGCAACUCGCUGAGUGUUAAUACCAUACAGGAUGCUGUUAUCGAUCGUUUUAAAUCGGUUGCAUUGACCACAGAUGAAAAUGGCGCCAUGCGAAUUCGUUCCUUUUCGGAGGGGGGCGUUUUUUCCCACACUGCGGCAGCACAACACAGAAGCAGCGAAGGUUCCGCCACUAUCUUGGGUAUUGGCAGCGGACGUGGUGGUCGGAUACUACGGGAGAGCAGCAUUGAUGGUGGUGUGGCCAUGUUUGAUGCCAUGCUACGAGACGACCACGAGCAUCGCCUCAGUUUGGAUGCUAUGCAUCGGGUGCGCCAUGUCCGUACCUCCUGCACCACGAUACCAGAGGAGGAUAUUGAGCAAGUCAAAUUGGAUGCCAGCAAACAGGUAAUCAGCCCAGACGAUUGCGACGAUCUCAGUCCAAUGCCACAAACUGCUGCACCACCCGUGCGUAGACGUGGCGGCAUUUCCGCCGAACCUGUCACCGAGGAGGACGCCACUAAUUAUGUUAAGAAAGUCGUACCGAAAGAUUACAAAACCAUGGCCGCACUCUCUAAGGCCAUUGCCAAGAAUGUGCUCUUCUCACAUUUAGAUGAGAACGAGCGAUCUGACAUAUUCGACGCUAUGUUUCCGGUCACACACCAAUCGGGCGAGAAUAUCAUACAGCAGGGUGACGAAGGUGACAAUUUCUACGUGAUUGAUUUGGGCGAGGUGGAGGUUUUCGUUAACUCCGAACUGGUAACCACAAUUGGUGAGGGCGGCAGCUUUGGUGAGCUGGCUCUCAUCUAUGGCACACCACGAGCGGCCACUGUGCGCGCCAAGACCGAUGUGAAAUUAUGGGGCAUCGAUCGCGAUUCCUACAGACGCAUUCUGAUGGGUUCGACCAUACGCAAGCGCAAGAUGUAUGAGGAGUUCCUGUCGCGUGUCUCCAUUCUGGAGAGCUUGGACAAAUGGGAACGUCUGACAGUCGCCGAUGCACUGGAGACAGUUUGCUUUGAAGAUGGCGAGACCAUUGUAAAGCAGGGCGAGGCGGGUGAUGACUUUUACAUUAUACUGGAGGGUUGCGCGGUCGUCUUGCAACGGCGCUCAGAGCAGGGUGACGAGCCCGCCGAGGUGGGUCGCCUGAGUGCCAGCGACUAUUUUGGUGAGAUUGCAUUGUUGUUGGAUCGUCCACGUGCAGCCACUGUGGUGGCCCGUGGGCCGCUCAAAUGUGUCAAAUUGGACAGAGCGAGAUUUGAACGUGUUUUGGGUCCCUGCGCAGAUAUACUCAAACGCAACAUAACGCAGUAUAAUAGUUUCGUUUCAUUGUCCGUUUAGGACAGCAGAGAACAACAACAGCAUUAGAAACAGCUAUCACACCAAGCAACAGCAACAGCAACAACAACAACAACAACGCAGUGCAUGCCAGAAAAAAAAUAAUUAAAAACCAACAACAAACAUAUGAAUAUACAUAACUAUAAAUAAAAGUAAUUGAGAUUGAGAAAAAGCUCAGCAAAGCGGCAAACUUAAAUUAUAUAAUUGUGUAAUAUUUAAUGCAAAACAAACAAGGAAAGCAUAAAAUACAAAGAAAAACAAAAGGAAAACAUGUUAAUUAUAAAAUUCUGUAUGUUGUGCUGAUUUACAUACCUAUUUGUAUAUGUGUGUGUGCGUCACUGUGUAAAGGGCGUGGCAUGUUCCCAUACUCGCCACUAACAUCACAGCACUUCGGCUUUAUAUUUUUCAGACUUGUUCGCCCACUUUCGAAAACUUUGCCACACCCUCUCUAUAUUACUAUUUUCUACAACACACUCUUUUCUACAUACGACUGUUUUUCUCAACAAACUUUAACGGAACAUGCUGCCACAAAACCAAAAGGAAAAAACAAAACAAAAAUACAAAAUGAUUAAUUUAAUAUUCAUUGGACAUCUGAAUGUUUUUAACAAAUGUAAAAGAUGAAAAUAACAACAAUUUUAGCUAUAAACUGGCAACACACACAUGCAUACUUACACAAACGCAGACAAAAAUGAAAGAAAAAUAUAUAAGCAGAAUACAAAU